This is a messenger RNA of Carassius gibelio (silver crucian carp), 9890 nucleotides long. Its product is annotated as cullin-9. Lineage: Eukaryota; Metazoa; Chordata; Actinopteri; Cypriniformes; Cyprinidae. Gene Ontology annotation, molecular function: zinc ion binding; ubiquitin protein ligase binding. Gene Ontology annotation, biological process: ubiquitin-dependent protein catabolic process. The record is from RefSeq and is a predicted model, not a curated record. Bases 181 to 6924 code for a protein of 2247 amino acids. The transcript has 35 exons.
ACCCAGACAUUGGCGCACAGGCGUGCUUAACUCAUACCUGUUCCACAGACUUAUAACUACACAACAGGCAGCAAAAACGACUUCAGGCUGGGCAACGAUACGCUACCACGGAGAAGAAAACUCCAUCCGCCCCGGGGGAAAGUCGAGAAGGAGGGGAGGCCCUGCGACACCGGAGCUACCAUGGUGGGUGAACGCCGCAACGGCAACCUGCUGGUUCAGCUGGGACCGAAGCUCCAGGCUUACCCAGAGGAGCUCAUCCGUCAGAGGAGGACCCUCGAUGGCCAGACGGAGUACCUGAUCCGCUGGAGUCUGCUGGCUGUGGAGGACAGCAGCAGCUCAGGCGGCAGCAACGAGGCGAGCGGCGGCAGCAGCUCGGGCGGAGGAGGCUCUAGUGGCUCCACCUCGGGAGAGAGCAAGAGCGAGAGCAUCCUCAUGUGGAUGUCCACCGAAGACGUGUACGCCAACUGCCCCACUCUGCUCGGCAAGCGCAAGGCUGACUCCCAGAGGCCUCAGCUGGAGGAAGAGGAGCGGCCCAGCGGACAGUUCCCCGCAGAUGUCACCUUUGACGAGGGAGAGCUGCUGGAUAUGAAAGACGACGUGAAGAAUCUGGUGCGCCGCGCCCGGAAGCAGAUGGCUAAGAACAGCGACUUCGGGAUAAGCAUCACGCACACCAUCCACGUGCUGAGCGCCUACGCCAGUAUCGGCUCGCUGGUGGGAGUCUUCAAGGAGACGGGCGCUCUGGACCUGCUCAUGGAGCUGCUCUGUAAUAAAGAGCGACAGACCAGACGCAGCGCUGGAAAGAUGCUGCGAGCCCUGGCUUCUCAUGAUGCGGGGAGUCGUGCCUAUGUGCUUCUGUCCCUCAGCCAGCAGGAUGGCAUCGAGCAGCACAUGGACUUUGAUAACCGCUACACCCUGCUGGAGCUUUUUGCAGAGACCACCUCCUCUGAGGAGCAUGGCAUCUCCUUUGAGGGCAUCCAUCUUCCACAGAUUCCAGGCAAGCUGCUUUUCUCUCUGGUGAAGCGUUACUUGUGCGUCACUUCAUUGAUGGACAAGCUGACCACCGCCGGGGUAGAGUCCACCUCUGAGCGGCAGGAUGUCGGCCCCUCCUCCUCCACAGCAGCCUACCAAUCAGAGCACGCUCGUGUGCAGCGGGAGUUUGAGUUCACCAUGGCCAUGGCCAACCUCAUCUCUGAGCUGGUGCGCGUCAUGGGCUGGGACCGCAACCGGCAGCUGCCCCACAGCUCCGGGAGCCCAAGCAGAUCGGUGGAGGAAAUGAAUAACGAAGUCCAGAAACACCCCGUGCGCUCCAUCUUCCAGCCUCGCUUCUCCGCUUCGUCUCCUGUCAUGGCUGCUACAGCAAUAGCUGCGGUCACCCCACCAAAGAAGAAGAAAACGACAAAUGGAUUCAAGACACGUUCUGACUUCACGUCUCGUUCAGCUUAUGUGGAGUUUGUGCAGGACAACCUGAAGAGUGGCAUGGUGGUGCGCAUGCUGGAGGACUAUGAGGAGGUCAGCUCUGGGGAUGAGGGAGAGUUUCGCUACAGUAACGACGGCUCGCCGCCGGUGCAGGUGUACUGGAACUCCCUGUCCAGGACCUACUGGGUGCACUGGCACAUGAUUGAAAUCCUGGGCAACGGCAGCGGAGGACCGGCUGAGAAGGAGACCCAGGAGAAGGCCUCCUCCCUCACAGAGACACUCAAACUCACUACAGUGAGUCAGACGUUCUUCUCGAAGCCCCCCGGUGGGCUGUACACAUUGCCUUACCUGAUGGAGGGCUCUCAGGAUGACGCAGGCACUCUGAGCCGUGCUGAAUGGUGGGAAGUGCUCUUUUUCAUCAAGAAGUUAGAGCCCAAGCAGCAGCAGGAGAUCUACAACAUCCUGCGACAGAGCCUCGAUGAGCCGAUGGUGGAGCUUGACGAGCCGACUCUCAUCCAGCUGUCCCUCUCCAGUGAGGUGGCGAGGAAAGUCCUCCACUACCUGAAACUGAAUCUGCAGGCGUCUUGUCUGGGCGACCUGCUCUGCUCCCACACUUUCACCAAACACUACCUGAACUGUGGAGGUGCCGGCCUCGAGGAUGAGGAAAUGCUGAUGGACGGCUCGCUCGGAGGACAAGGAGCUUCAUCUUCAUCAUCGCUGUCCUCAGCCACAGCAUCAUCCUCUUCCUCAGCCUCUUCCUGCACCAUGGGCUCUGUGUCCAAGAAAGCUAAGAAAGAGAUCCCAGCAGACACGAGUGGCUGUGGCAGUGAGACCGAGAGUGAACUUCCCACUGAAGACGACACAAAGUAUCCUGAUGACCUGGAGGAGAAGAUGAAAGUGUUCAACAGUCCCAAGGUCCAGGGUAAGAAGAGCUCCCUAGAGAAGAUGGGUGAGGUGGUGGACAUCAUGACGAAGAGUAGCUCCGACUCAGGACUGCAGCUGGCCGGCAUGAAAGUCAUCAGUAAGAUCCUGGAGGAGGAGGUACCUCAGGAGAGGAGCACCCUCAGAUCGGACUCGGCACAAACCAUCCGUGACAAAGUCUUAAAGAUGUUGGUGGAGAUGAUUGGCAGUCAGCCCAAGCAGAACGCUGUCACUGCGCUGCUGCUGACCCGCAGUCUAAUGCUGAAAUACGAGUGGAGGGUCUCGUUCGCCACCGAGGGGGGGGUUAAAGCCAUCCUGUGCUGCAUGCAGGAGUACCCUACCUGUAUACAGGUGCAGCAGAUUGCACUGGCGGCUCUGAAGGUCAUCACAGGUGCCAGUAAACAUGACCCUCGCAGUGUGGGUGGCUGUGUGCCCCUGUCUGAGUCUGGGACUCAGAUGAUGCUGGAGAUUUUCGCGAGCAUUGGCUCUGCUACACCUGAAGGCUCCAAAGGGCUCCUGUGUGCCAUCCCUUCUGCCAUUGACCUCAUGCUCAGCACGGCAGGUCGCGGGCUCUCCGUGCGGAACGGGCUUCUGGUCAUCAUCAUGCUGAUUUCCAGCCACAAGAGCCUGGCAGAGCAGCUAGUCGCCUGCAAUGUCAGUGCCACGCUAAAGAAGUGCCUUUCUGCUCAGAAUCAGCACAGCAUGCUGGCUAUUAUCGCCCUCAACAACAUCUCCAUGGUUCACAAACUGGAGAAAAAAGAGUCUCAAGAUGAGCAUGACUUUAAGGACACCGAGCUGAAGAUGUUGGUGGUGAGUCUGAAGGAAAUGCCAGCCACUAAAGAGGUCAUACAGACGCUGGAGCAGCUGCUCUGUGACGACGCCACCCAGCUGGAGGAAGAGAGGAACGAGGUAACUCGCAGCAGAGACACCUUCCAGGACCUCAUCCGCCUCAUGGACCAGCACAGAGCGGAUCGGGCUGCACAGCUGUCCAUCCUCAGGAUUUUGAACAAGUUUUUAGAUAACUACCAGGAGGAUCUGCUGCCGUGGCAUGAGAGCAUUGAGCCUUGCCUGUCAUCUAUGACAGCCUUUGUCAGUGAUAGAGAGGUCGUACAGCAGUUCAUCCGCUUCUUGUAUCGUCUUGCAUCUCUGAAUAAAGACUAUGCUGUCGUGAUGUGUCGGCUCGGCACCAAAGAGGCUCUUCUCAAAGCCCUGGACAAACACAGCACCAGUCUGCUCAUGGUCACCGAGCUGCGGGACCUGAUCAACGACUGUGAGAAGUACGCCAGCCUCUACAAGAAAAUGACCACCAGUGUGCUUGCAGGAUGUAUACAGAUGGUCCUCGGUCAGAUUGAAGAGCAUCGGCGCAGCCAUCAGCCCAUCAAUAUUCCCUUCUUUGAUGUGUUCCUGCGCAACUUGUGCCAAGGCUCCAGUGUGGAACUGAAAGAGGACAAAUGCUGGGAGAAGGUGGAGGUCUCCUCCAAUCACCAUCGAGCUAACAAGCUGACAGACAAAAACCCCAAAACCUACUGGGAAUCCAACGGCUGCACAGGCUCGCAUUUUAUCAACAUUUACAUGCAUAAAGGAGUGAUCAUCAGGCAGUUGACUGUGCUUGUAGCCAGCGAGGACUCGAGUUACAUGCCAGCUCGUAUUGUAGUCCUAGGAGGAGAUGAUCCCACCAACAUCAAUACUGAACUCAACACUGUAAAUGUGGCACCCUCCGCCAGCCAUGUGGUUUUGCUGGAGAAUACGACCCGCUUCUGGCCCAUCAUUCAGAUCCGAGUCAAAAGAUGUCAGCAGGGUGGCAUUGACACACGAGUGCACGGGUUUGAGGUUCUGGGGCCGAAGCCCACGUUCUGGCCGGUGUUUAAGGAGCAGCUGUGCUGCCGCACGUAUCUCUUCUAUACGACAAAAGCUCACACCUGGUGCCAGGAGAUCCUGGAGGACAAGAACCAGCUGCUGCAGCUCUUUAACAAGUUAAACAGUGCCCUGAAACAUGAGCAGAUGUUUGCUGACCGUUUCCUGCCUGAUGCUGAGGCCGCAGAGGCUUUAGGCCGGACCUGCUGGGAAGCCCUCAUCACCCCCAUCGUACAGAGCAUCACUAUCUCAGAGACUUCUGCUCUCAGCCCUCUGUCCUGGUUGAUGAAUGAUUAUUUGGAGAAGGCCGAUUCCUCCAAGAGGUGUAAGAGCUCAGCCUCCAUCUUCAACUCUCGCGUGCGGCGUCUCACUCAUUUGCUGGUCCAUGUGGACACGAGCACAGUUGAUACAGAAGAGCUCAAACCUCCCAUCAAAUCCAAAGGUAUCAACAGAAGCAGAGAUUUGAAGAAUGGUAAAGAGGGAAAGAAUAAGGAAAUGACUGUAGUAAGCUCAUCAUCAUCCUCUAGUAAACCGAAAGUCAAGAAUGCUAGCAGCAUUGCAGGCAUCGCUUUGUGCUGGCAAGGUGUCGUUCAGCGACAGGUGAAGAGUUUCCUAGAUUCGUCAUGCAGCCUCCCUGACUUCGUAGAGCGUUACAGGGCUCUGUUCCUCCGGCUGAAGAACGCCAUGGAGGAACUCUUCGGCCAGCACACUGCCUUUGUGCUUGCGCUCCGGCAGGGCUUUUCUGCCGCCUUGCUCCAGCUCUCCAUCCUGACCGCCAUGCAUGUGAGCGAGCGUUUUGCACAGUACAUAGACAAGAUGAUCCAGGAAAGUGGAGGGGACUCUGGAAAUGUGGACACGUUGAACCAGCUCCAGCACUUCCUGGAGCCCAUGCUGUUCCUCUCCGGACUGGAGCUGGCCAACACCUUCGAGCACUUUUACAGGUACUAUCUGGGUGACCGGCUGUUGGGUCAGGGGAAGAUGUGGUUAGAGAGCGCUGUGGUGGAGCACAUCGGUACCUGCUUCCCAAACCGCUUUCCCCAGCAGAUGCUGACCAACCUCAGUGAAUCUGAGGAGCUCCAGCAGGAGUUUCAUCUUUACCGUCUACAGCAGCUGGACACUAAUCUGGAAAACUUUGAGGAGAUGACGGAUGAGGACGUGUCUGAACCCGAGGAAGAGAGUGAGGUGAAAGUGUUGGUGUUGUCCCCACGCUGUUGGGUUGUGUCCGCUCCCUGCUACCUGGAGGAGCCCAGCAAACACCUCCCCGCUCAACUCUGCAGUUACCUGGCUGAGUUCACAGAGUUUUACGCCAACAGUCAGCGCAUGUAUGGUUUGACCCACAGUAAGCCUCGGCGUCUGCAGUGGACCUGGCUCGGCCACGCUGAGCUUCAGUACGGCUCCUGUACUCUCUACGUCUCCACGCUGCAGAUGUACAUCCUGCUACAGUUCAACAAACAUGAGGAUGUGAGUGUGGAGAUGCUGCAGCAGGCCACAGGUCUCUCUCCUGCCAUGCUGAGCCAUGCCCUCAAGCCUCUGACGGGAGAGAAGGGGAUCCUCACUCACACCGGCUCCGGACAGGACCCCAUGAAAGGGGUCCUGGGACUGAACAAGAAGACCCUCUCGGAGAGCUCAGACCGACACGGUUACCAUUUCCUGCUUCCCAAGCAGACCUACCUGAAUGUGGAUGAAGAUGCUGCGCUCACACUGGAGAGGAAGAGGAACUACAUCUACUGUCUCGUUGUGCAGAUCAUGAAGAACGAGAAAGAGAUGCAUAUUGACAAUUUAGUGUUCAAGGUAUUGGACAGUUGUCAGAAGCAGGAGGCGGGUCGGACUCACGCCUCGGUUCGCUUCAGCUGCAGCACUACAGACGUGCUGUCCUGCAUCAUGCACGUCAUCAACAAAGGCUACCUCCGCCGAAACGAGGAAAGCCCACACAUCGUGGAGUUCUUGAUGGAGGACCCGACCACACCCCGAAAGGGCCAGGCGCAGUUCUCCUUUAAGAUGGAUGCGAAAAAAAGCUCUGCAAGCGGCAGCAAAGCCGACACCAGCCUGGGAGGCCUUAUAGUUCCCCCUCAGCACCUGGAGGACGGCGUGCUGGAGGCCGUGCUGUUCUCCAUGGGUCGCACAAUGACUCAAGACGAGGUCAAGCAGCUGAUGCAGCGCACCGUCCAGCAGGUGGCGGGGACCCUGAGCCUGGAUCUGGACCGGGCCGAGCACCUGCUCAUGCACUGCAAAUGGAACAUGGACCUGUUGAUCCAGCGGUACACCGAUGACCCAGACGCCCUGGUCCUGGCUGCCGGCCUCAAGAUCCGAAACCCCCAGCCGGCCCCGGGCCCCGUGGUCCAAUGUCCCGUGUGCCUAUCCCAGUCAAAAGAGAGUGACCCCCCUCCCAUGCUAAGCUGCAUGCAUUACUGCUGCAGGUCCUGCUGGCAGGAGUACCUCACUGCUCGUAUCGAACAGAACCUGGUCAUGAGCUGCGACUGUCCCAUCACAGACUGUCGGGCUCAGCCCACCUCCAAGUUCUUUCACAACAUCCUCACUGAUAAGGACACCAUUGCCAAAUAUGACAGCGCUCUGCUGCGAGGCUUCGUGGAGUGCUGCUCCAACCUGACCUGGUGUACCAACCCUCAGGGCUGUGACCAGGUCCUGUGCAAGGAGAACAUCGGUAGCAUGGGCACCUGCUCCAAGUGCUGCUGGUCCUCCUGCUUCAGCUGUAACUUCCCAGAGAAACACUGAAUGAUCAACAAUAUCUUAAGCACCAGCACCAGUCCUAAGUUCGGUUAAAAUGACAAAUAUGCAUUCAUACACUUAUACCAAAUCUUAAUUCUAAUUACAGAAGUUCUAUCAUUACAUAAUGCUUCAUUAUCAUAAUAUCAUAUUAUAAUGCUUGACAGACUGAUGUUAAGAGUGUAGUCAAGUCACCUUUUUUUUAUACAACACUUUAUAAAGUACAGACUGUGUCAAAGCAGCUUUGCAGUGUUAAACAUGAAAAAUGAGAGCUGAUAAUGCAAGAGGACAGAAAAUAUUCUUGAUUGAGUGAUGUCAUCGUCCAGCUCAGUUCAGCUCUUUUCUAAUAGUGUCCGUGCAGUCAAGCCAACAAUGACAAAGGAGACGGUGGCAAGGAACCAAAACUCAAUCGGUGACAGAAAUGGGGAAAAAAAAAAAAUUCCAGGCUGCAACGCAAAUCGGAUUGAGCAGAGGACUCGUCUGGUUCUCGUGGUCUUGUGAGGUCGUCUAGAGGUCGUCUCUAGGUGCUGAUCCACCCUCUGGACUGGAUCCGGGUGACUGCAGUGACCCUCUGAUCUGGAUACAGACUGGAUCUGGUGGCUACAGUGACUUCGGAAUAAGAAUAAAACAGACUAAUAUUAACGUAGAUGCCAUUCUUCUAACGAUGUAGCGAGUACAUCUGGUGUUAUGGAAAGUGUUCCUGGUUCUGGUUUACCAAAUUAAUGUAGCCUAACAUUUGAAUUAUAGUAAAGCCAGAUUAAAAAGAUGGGUCUUUUAAUCUAGAUUUAAACUGACAGAGUGUCUCUGCCUCCCAAGCAACGUUAGGUAGAUUGUUCCAGAGUUUGGGCACUAAAUAGGAGAAGGAUCUGCCGCCUGCAGUUUGUUAUGAUAUUGAAGGUAUUAUCAAAUUACCUGAGUUUUGAGAUCACAGCGGACAUGAAUGACUAUAAUACGAUAAGAGUUCGCUCAAGUACUGAGGAGCUACACCAUUCAAGGCUUUAUAAUUAGCAAUAUUUAAAAAUCAAUACGAUGUUUGAUAGAGAACCAGUGCAGUGUUGACAGAACAGGGCUAAUAUUGUCAUACUUCCUGGUUCUAGUAAGAACUCUAGCUGCUGCAUUUUGGACUAAUUGGAGUUUAAGUGCGCAGAGCAAUCAUCCAAUUAAGUAUUACAAGGUCAUGAACACAUAAAUUAUGUCUCUGCUUUUGACAGUCUUGCUUGUCAUGUGACACGCAUCAGCCACAGUAGCGCUGUAAAACUGAUGCUUGUUUUAUUUAUUUUUUCUUUUUAUUCGAAAUAUUUACAUUUAUUUUACUUCUUUAACCUUUAUUUCUGUUCAAUUUAAGUUCCAGCUGUAAUAUUUCAAUUUGAAAAGUUAUUUGCAAGGUAUAUACCAUAGACUAUAAAAACAUGGACGUAGUGUCCGUGACGUCACCCGUAGGUUUCUGAAGAGCAUUUUUGAAGCUCAAAGUGGGUGGAGUCUCUCACGGAUAAUCGGAAAUGGGUAAAGAAGCGGGACUGGUUGAUUAAUGGUGGUGACCAGAACGUCAUUCCACCUGUCACUCAAGUGGCCACGCCCUUAAUUAUGCAGAACUUUAAGGCUUAAUAUAAUUUAAACGGAUGAGUUAUAAAAAAAAUUAUCCCCCCUCACAGUUGUCAUGAAGGGCGAAAUUAGCUAUAUAGACCCAAAACCAUUUUUUUGCACCAGGCUGUAAACAGGUUUUUUUUCUGCUGUAAAGUUGGUCAAUUUAACAUGGGGAGUCUAUGGGAUUGACUCCCUUUUGCAGCCAGCCUCAAGCGGCCAGUCGAUGAAUUACAGUUUUAGUCACUUCCGUGAUGGUUUCACGAGAGAGCGCAGAUGGUUGCCGUUUGGUAUAUACCAAUAAACAUUUUGAUAUCAUGCACUUCAGGCAAAUUUAUUUUCAGGUAAAAUAACCAGUGUAUAUUAGUUUAAUGAAUUUGGGUAGGAUUUCUGAAGAUUAAAGCUCGGCUUUAUCGAACACAUUCAGCCAAAGUGAGCAAUAUUAAAACAUCCUUACAAGAAAACUAACAAAAUCCAUACAUAUAUAUAUAUAUAUAUUGGCGAAUAAUAGCCUAUAGUAUAUACUGCUUUCAUGUUGCAUGGCAUGAAUGGAUAUUCAGCAUUUUUCACAUUGUACAAAAACUGCAGAGAAAUCUGGCCCUAACCAAAAUAAAGUCCGGGGCUGACGCCAUGCUUGAUGUCUCCAGACCCGGACGGUCUCAUAAAGGUGAUCUGCAGGACGCUCUGAUAGCGGCUGGGUGUUCAGCAUUUCAGGAGGAGGACUAUUUACACCAAAUUAUAUUCGAGUUACACAAAACAGAAGCGAGCCGUAGACUUUAUAUUAUAAACAAUCAGCCAUUUUCAGUAAGAUUUACUAAAAAGGCUGUGAAGUGUUUGUGUGUCUGCUAUUGUGUGUUUAACUUGAGUCAUGUCUGACAUGUCUGUUUUAAAGCAGUGGGUGAGAUCUUCACUCCUUGAUUUGUUUAAUAAAAGCCUACUUUGACAUUCUGUUCACAAACGUGUCUAUAGUGAGUUAUUUUCAACGCGUUUAUUAUAGCGCAGUAAGAAAUAGACAUAGCGCAAGUAAUUCAAAGGUAUCGAGUAAAUGUAUCGGUUUGCCAUGACAAACUUACGCUCUUGCUGCUGCUCUAAGUAAUCAUAGUAAAAUCAUUUUUACUAUAGUUUAUUAUAGAAAAGCUAAAAUGUAUUUAAAAGUGUGAAUGACAAAAUUUACACUACACUUUAUUUUUAUUUGUUUACCUGCAUGCCAUCUGAUGAUCAUUAACCAAUGUCAGAGAACCGUGAACAUGCAAAUGCGAUACUUAAUUAUAAAAAUAUUUAAUACUGACAUGUAAUCAAUUAACAAGUCUGAUUUUGAGUAUUUUUUUUAAUUCUGUUUAAUCUAGUUACAAGUACUUAAUUUUUGGAGUCUGAUUAGGUAAUCCAGAUGUAAU